CUGUAGAAUUAAAGGGGAAAAAAAAGAGCCCACUCUUUUUCUUCCAGGCUUAUGUCAGACUUGCAAUGAAGUUAGAAUGAGCAAGUCUGCAGCUUCCGAAUGUCUGGGGAAAGUAGUUUGCAGCUCUUUGUGUAAAACUGGGUGUUUUCAUGGGCAUGCAAUGUUUUCAUCUGCCUGAUUGAUAGUCAAAAACUUUAAUUUUGCAUUUUGGGCAAUCAUUGGCCUUUUGCUUUCCAGAUGUUAAGGGACAUAUUUAUGAGCUUCUGGAAAGGGUCUUCAAUCCAAUCCCUGGCAUGACCUCUGCUGGAACGCUCCUUCUAGGCUGCCAAGGAGCCAAAGAACAUUACGUCUGAUAUCUCCCUUCCCUCCUGAGUGGGACGUACUCCACUGGGGGCUGCAAGUCAGGGGUAACCUGUUCUCAUCUCAUGUCCUCUCUAGAGAAUGGCAAUGGUGUCUGCGAUGUCCUGGGUCCUGUACUUGUGGAUAAGUGCUUGCGCCAUGCUGCUCUGCCAUGGAUCCCUUCAGCACACCUUCCAGCAGCAUCACCUGCACAGACCAGAGGGGAGAAACACAUCAAUUUUGCCCGGAUGGAUUAUGGGACUCUUUUCUUGUCAGAUUCCCCGGAUUCUGUCCGACAAUGAAAAAGGAGGGACCUGCGAAGUGAUUGCAGCCCACAGGUGUUGUAACAAGAACCGUAUAGAGGAGCGGUCGCAAACAGUGAAGUGUUCCUGUCUACCCGGGAAAGUGGCUGGGACAACAAGAAACCGACCUUCCUGUGUGGAUGCCUCCAUAGUGAUUGGGAAAUGGUGGUGUGAGAUGGAGCCCUGCCUAGAAGGAGAAGAAUGUAAGACACUCCCUGACAAUUCUGGAUGGAUGUGUGCCACAGGCAACAAAAUCAAGACCACAAGAAUUCACCCAAGAACCUAACAGAAGCAUUCAUUAUACAAAUAGGAAAACAACCUGUGGAAAAUACAUUGUGAGGAUUUAAAAUAGCUUACAUACUUGCAAGCCAAAUGGAUCUCUCUUAUUUGCACUUUGACUGGUUACUCAGAGUGCAUUUGUUUUGUGAAACAGAGUACCCCAUAAGAAGACUCGGGAUUUUUCUGGCAGCAUCAAGGGAAAAAGACUUUUAAAAAAAUCAAACAAACGAGUUUUCUCAGUGAAGUUUGGAGGAUCACGAAAAAUGAUCAAUCGUCUUCUAACUUGGAACUACCAUUACUUUGUACCAUUUGAAAUAUAUGUAUAUAUAAUAUUUUGAAAUAUUAUAUAUUCUCUUCAAGAAAUGAACAGUACCACAGUGCGAGGUGGCUGGUGUAUCCCUUUUGGUUUGGAUGUUUGGUCGGUUUUAUUUUGUUUGCCAUUUCUUUUUCUCUUGGUGAGGAGGAUACAUGCCCGUGUGAGAAUCCAACAUGGCGCUCUCCCUGGAAGGCCAGCUGUAGGCGGACUCCUGGAAUCUGAGGCAUCCUGACAACUCAAGAGCUUCCCUCUGCUUCUCCCUGGUGACCCAAGGAAGCUCUUCGUCUUGUUUUAUUGCUUUCUACCUGUGCAAUAUUAGCAUGCAAGCUUGACUUACAUAACCAUACUUUAUAUUCGAUUGAUAUAUAAUAACCGUUCUAACCUCUUCCAGGAAAAUAUUUUUAGAACUACUAGCUUUUCCACAGAUAGGCAAAUGAGGAUUCUUGAGGGAGCUGCUCCACCACGCUUUUAAGACUCUGGCAGGGUGGCAGGAUGUAGAUCCCUAUAUUAAUAAGUCCUGUAAAUACAAUGUCUUAGGGCUUUGUAUAGCUGUCCUAGACUACAGAAGUGUCCUCUGAUUAAAUCCAAAGUCUGGCAUUGUUAACCACAUCGUGCUGUAGUGACGCGUCUUAUCAAGGCACCUCUUUCUAUGUUUGAUUUGCUUUUUCCUAAAGUAUUCGCAUCUCCUCCGGUGAGAUAGAAAGGCUAUGAAAGCAAUUAGGUUUCCCAGUGAUCUAUGUGACCAAAUGUUGGACAGCCCUAUUAAAGUGGUAAAUAACUUCUUUCUUAACCCACUUGUCCUCUGUGUCUGCCAUUUAGUUUUACAGACUCUGCUUCGACCAAAUCACAAGAAGACCCUGUUCAUAUUUGUAGUUAGCUAGAAGGUCUUUGAAACUACGGAGGCUACUAUUGCCAACAAUAAAAUAUUUUGAAACCUAGAAA
Messenger RNA from Microtus ochrogaster (prairie vole), 2178 nucleotides. RefSeq names its product family with sequence similarity 19 member A1, C-C motif chemokine like (gene Tafa1). Lineage: Eukaryota; Metazoa; Chordata; Mammalia; Rodentia; Cricetidae. Gene Ontology annotation, molecular function: receptor ligand activity. The coding region runs from base 442 to 927 and encodes 161 amino acids. Gene Ontology annotation, biological process: neuroblast differentiation; regulation of neuroblast proliferation. The transcript is spliced from 5 exons. The record is from RefSeq and is a predicted model, not a curated record.